Messenger RNA from Biomphalaria glabrata, 1282 nucleotides. Its product is annotated as U5 small nuclear ribonucleoprotein 40 kDa protein-like. Gene Ontology annotation, cellular component: catalytic step 2 spliceosome. Lineage: Eukaryota; Metazoa; Mollusca; Gastropoda; Planorbidae. The record is from RefSeq and is a predicted model, not a curated record. The coding region runs from base 176 to 1207 and encodes 343 amino acids. Gene Ontology annotation, molecular function: RNA binding; protein binding. The transcript has 9 exons.
CUUAUAGUCUAUAUACUAUAUAUGUUAUUAGUAGCGUGAAAUCUAAAAUCUAGGUUCUAGUCUAGAUCUGGAUUUCUAUUUGUCAAAGUUUUGUUUUUAUUGUAGAUCAAGUUCUUAUAAUUAAUUUUAGACUAGGACUAGAUCUAUUUGUAUUAUUUUAUUUCACAAAUCAAUUAUGGAUCUUAAAAGAAAAGCAAUGGAAAGUUCAUUAGUGCCGUUUAAAAAGCCACGACAAGAAUUGGUUACUUACGGAGCACAGCAAAUUGUUCAGUCGGGUCCACCUCGAACUUCAAACCUCUUAGCUCCCAUCAUGUUGUUGACUGGUCAUGAAGGAGACAUCUUUUGUUGUAAAUUUUCUCCUGAUGGACAGUUGUUGGCAUCUGCAGGCUUUGACAGACUUAUCUAUUUUUGGACUGUGUAUGGAGAAUGUGAAAAUUUUGCAAUGCUAAAGGGACACACUGGAGCAAUUAUGGAUGUCCACUUCUCUACAGAUGGCAGCAUGCUUUUCUCAGCAUCCACUGAUAAAACUGUUGGUGUUUGGGAUAUUGAGACAGGGGAACGAAUGAGAAAAUUAAAAGGCCAUCAGACAUUUGUCAACACACUGCACCCAGCACGAAGAGGUCCACAACUGCUCUGUACUGGAAGUGAUGAUGGAACUGUUAAGACCUGGGAUGCUCGUAAGAAAGGAACUAUCAACACAUUUCAAUGCACAUAUCAAGUCACAGCAGUAACUUUUAAUGAUACAGCAGAACAGAUUAUCUCUGGUGGUAUAGAUAAUGAACUGAAGGUUUGGGAUCUAAGAAAGAAUGCUAUUCUGUACAAAAUGAGAGGUCACUCUGACACAGUGACUGGUGUUGAACUCAGCCCUGAAGGCUCAUAUCUACUUAGUAACUCAAUGGACAACACAUUGCGUAUUUGGGAUGUAAGGCCAUAUGCACCACAGGAAAGAUGUGUGAAAAUAAUGUCUGGACAUCAGCACACAUUUGAAAAGAAUUUACUUCGAUGUGCUUGGUCACCUGAUGGUAGUCGUGUGGCUGCUGGUUCGGGAGAUAGGUUUGUUUAUGUUUGGGACACCACUUCACGCAGAGUAGUUUACAAGUUGCCUGGGCAUGCUGGAUCUGUCAAUGAAGUGGACUUUCACCCUACAGAACCAAUCAUUUCAUCUUGUUCCAGUGAUAAGAAGAUUUACCUUGGCGAGUUAGAAUAAGUUGGAACUGUUAGAUUUUGUUGAUGUCAUACCAUUUUUUUUGUAAAUAGAUUAAAUCACACACAACAUGCACAA